AUGUAUCGCCUCAAGAUGGAGGUGGUGACAGCCAUCGCCGCGUGGGCUUUUGCCACGGCCUCUCAACUCUUGCCUCGCUCCACCGACGGACUCGACGGUCUCUGUUCCCAACAGGACGACCUCAAGGCCCUCGGAGACAGACUGUCAAGUACCGCCAAGGUCUACUGUCCCGGCUCGACCGGGUUCACGAAUGCGACCACGCGGUGGUCAGUUUUGGACGAGCCCGAGGUCAACAUCGUGGUGGUCCCCGGCACCGAAAAUGACGUCGCGGAGAUUGUGCAAUUCGCAAACCAGAAGGACAUUCCGUUCCUGACAUACAAUGGUGUCCACGGAGCACUUAUUUCUCUCGGGGAAAUGACUCACGGAAUCGCGAUCUACAUGGGCCAGCUGAGCAGUGUCAAGGUCGCGGAAGAUGGAAAGACCGCCACGAUGGGAGGUGGAACCAUGUCCAAGGUGGUCACUGACGAGCUGUGGGCUGCAGGAAAGCAGACCGUCACGGGCACCUGCGAAUGCGUCAGUCUGGUUGGCCCUGCUCUUGGUGGUGGACACGGCUGGCUCCAAGGUCACCACGGACUCGUCCUCGACCAGUUCGUGUCCAUGAACAUCGUCCUGGCCAACGGAACCCUGACGACACUUGACGCCACUUCGGACCUCUGGUGGGCCGUCAAGGGCGCGGGCCACAAUUUCGGCAUCGUCACCUCUCUGACGAUGAAGGUCUACGAAAUCCAGCACCGUGACUGGGCCAUCGAGACGCUGACCUUCAGCGGCGACAAGGUCGAGCAGGUCUACCGGGCCGCCAAUAACUACCUGGUCAAGAACGGCACGCAGCCCGCCGGCGUAAUCAACUGGUCGUACUGGAUGAACAUUGUCGAUGUGGACCCGACCAACCCGGUUAUCGUCUUCUAUAUCAUCCAAGAAGGCGUAACCGCCGUCAAUUCCACCUACACCGAGCCUUUCCAUAAGAUUGGACCCCUCGCCGUGGAAUCCAACUCCGGUACUUACAAGGACCUCGCUGCCUGGACUGAGAUUGCUGUCACCUCUCCUCCCUGCCAAAAGAUGGGCAUGGCCAACCCCCGUUACCCUAUCUACAUGAAAUCCUACGAUGUCGCGGCCCAGCAGAAGGCAUGGGACCUCUACGCAAACGCGACUCGUGGAUCCUCUGCCUUCAACAACUCCAUUUUCAUGUUCGAGGGAUACUCCGUUGAAGGUGUGCACGACAUUGAUAGCCGGUCCAGUGCCUUUGCCUUCCGGUCCGAGAACCUUCUCGCUGCUCCUAUGAUCAACUACUACCCGAACGGCACGGAGUUGGACCGCAGAGCGGCCAACCUGGGCCAGGAGCUUCGCAACAUCCUCUUCAAGGGAACCGGUCGGGAUGAUAUCCGUGCGUAUGUCAACUAUGCUCAUGGAGACGAGACGCCGCAACAGCUCUACGGUAGUGAGAAGUGGCGUCAGCAGCGCCUGCGGGCUUUGAAGGCCAAGUAUGAUCCCACGGGCAAGUUCAGCUAUUAUGCCCCGGUGCCGUGA
This is a messenger RNA of Aspergillus sclerotioniger CBS 115572, 1524 nucleotides long. RefSeq names its product putative FAD-dependent oxygenase. Bases 1 to 1524 code for a protein of 507 amino acids. NCBI's taxonomy places the organism in Eukaryota, Fungi, Ascomycota, Eurotiomycetes, Eurotiales, Aspergillaceae. Gene Ontology annotation, molecular function: oxidoreductase activity; FAD binding. The record is from RefSeq and is a predicted model, not a curated record. The transcript has 2 exons.